Merops nubicus (carmine bee-eater) is the source of this 783-nucleotide messenger RNA. Its product is annotated as ARF GTPase-activating protein GIT2-like. The annotation marks the transcript as partial. The record is from RefSeq and is a predicted model, not a curated record. NCBI's taxonomy places the organism in Eukaryota, Metazoa, Chordata, Aves, Coraciiformes, Meropidae. Gene Ontology annotation, biological process: regulation of ARF protein signal transduction; brain development. Gene Ontology annotation, molecular function: GTPase activator activity. The transcript has 4 exons.
GCCUCGAAGCUGGAGAAGCAGAGCAGCGUGUCUGAGAGUGACUACGACAACCCCAGCACCCCUCAGGAGCUGGAGGAGAGCGGGGCUGGCAGGAAGGGCCGGCAGAGGAGCAUCAUUUGGCAGGGGGAGGGAUCCAUCCCUGAAGAUGCAGACACAGCCCCCAGCUCCAGUUUGCCCAGUACAGAAGAUGUGAUUCGGAAAACUGAGCAGAUCACAAAGAAUAUCCAAGAACUGCUGCGAGCGGCGCAAGAGAACAAGCAUGACAGCUAUAUACCGUGCUCCGAGAGAAUACAUGUGGCAGUAACAGAAAUGGCAGCCUUGUUCCCAAAAAAACCCAAAUCUGAGCUGGUAAGGACUUCUUUGCGCCUGCUGACGUCCAGUGCCUACAGACUCCAAUCCGAGUGCAGAAAGACCCUCCCCGUGGAGACCUGCCCCACGACAGACAUCCAGCUGGUGACACAGCAGGUCAUCCAGUGUGCCUACGACAUCGCCAAGGCUGCCAAGCAGCUCGUCACCAUCACCACCAAAGAGAACAACAACUGAGUCACACCCACCUCUGGGGGUGUUUUUUUUUUAAAGGUUGGAUUGCAAAGAGAGGCGUGGAGCUAGUCGCAUUUUUAUGAGGAAAAUUUAAAAGAGGGCAAGAAACUAUUUUUUUUUUUAAAACUCAGUAUUAUUUUUGCAUGUUUUCUAACGAUUUUAUGAUUAAUUUAACCCACUGCCUUAUUUUGUGCCUGUGUUGCCAGUGUAGUUACAGAUAAUAGCGUGUCCCAAGUAGCUGUG